Molecule: messenger RNA, 1002 nt
Organism: Penicillium cinerascens
Lineage: Eukaryota; Fungi; Ascomycota; Eurotiomycetes; Eurotiales; Aspergillaceae
Product: NAD(P)-dependent alcohol dehydrogenase
Exons: 1
Coding region: 1-1002 (333 amino acids)
Biological process (GO): alcohol metabolic process
Molecular function (GO): zinc ion binding; alcohol dehydrogenase (NADP+) activity
Source: RefSeq, a predicted model, not a curated record
AUGCCCAUUGAAUUCACCGUAUUCAAAGGUUCCCCAGACGGAGCGAUUCGACAGGAGGUCACACGACGAGACGACCUCAGGCACGACGAUGUGUUCAUCCGAAUCACCCACUCCGGUGUUUGCUUUACCGAUGUCCACUUCCGGAAUACCGACAUGGCCCUUGGGCACGAAGGAACGGGUGUUGUGGAAGCGACUGGUCCCGAUGCCAAGAUCUUGAAGAAGGGCGAUCGCGUGGGCUGGGGUUAUCUGCACGAUUGCUGCGGUCACUGUCGUCAGUGUCUGACGGGCUGGGAGACUCUGUGUGCCGAGCGCAAGAUGUACGCCACGGCCGAUCUGAAUCAGGGCUCCUUCGGCUCGCACGCCGUGUGGCGCGAGGCAUUCCUUUUCAAGAUUCCCGAAAAUAUAAGCAAUGAAGACGCAGGUCCCCUGAUGUGCGGUGGAUCGACUGUUUUCAAUGCACUCCACGUCGCUCAGGUUCGUCCGACCGCUCGUGUCGGAGUCGUCGGAGUCGGCGGUUUGGGCCAUCUGGCCAUCCAAUUUGCUGCGAAGAUGGGUUGCCAGGUCGUCGUAUUCUCUGGGACGGAUAGCAAGAAGGACGAAGCUAUGAAACUAGGCGCUAUCGAGUUCCAUGCAACCAAAGGUGUGAAGGAGUUGAAGCUGGGGAAGCCCAUCGACAACCUCCUCGUGACCACUAGUAGCCAGCCAGACUGGCAGCAGUAUCUCAACAUCAUGGCUCCAGGUGGCGUCAUCUCGCCCCUCUCCAUUGAUGAGAAUGAUCUCAAGGUUCCGUACUUGCCGUUGCUACAGAAUGGCCUCAGAGUGCAAGGAGGAAUCGUAUCUGCGAGACAGGUGCAUCGCGACAUGCUCGAGUUUGCGGCCGUUCAUAACAUCAAGCCGGUGAAGAUGACGUUCCCGAUGACGCUGGAAGGAGUGAAGGAAAGUUUGAAGACCCUGGAAGAUGGCAAGAUGCGGUACCGUGGCGUUCUCGUUGCUGGAAAAUAG